Messenger RNA from Phyllotreta striolata, 1074 nucleotides. The record is from the annotation of a GenBank genome assembly. NCBI's taxonomy places the organism in Eukaryota, Metazoa, Arthropoda, Insecta, Coleoptera, Chrysomelidae.
AUGUUGAAACGAAUUUACGGCUUCAAAAACCGCCUCAAAGUAAAUUCCUGGCGCUUGCACGACUACGGGGACAUCGAAAAUCUCCAAUUAAAUGAAUCCAGGAUCCCCAUCGUAGAACAUCCGGACGAUGUCUUGGUGCAGGUCAAAGCCGCCUCGGUGAAUCCGAUAGAUGCGCUUAUGCUCUCAGGAUAUGGCCGUACGUUGUUCCGCAUACCCAGACUCUGCGAAAUGGAGUUGCCAUUGACCCUAGGCAGGGAUUUUUCUGGUAUAGUGAUAGAAAAAGGCUUAAAUGUCGGAAAUAAAUAUCAAAUAGGCGAUGAAGUGUACGGUUUUAUUCCUAUACACAAACAAGGCGCCUUCUCGCAAGCCAUCAUAGCCAAUUCAUCGCAUAUUUUGCCGAAACCGAGUAAUUUGAGCCACACCGAAAGCGCCUCUUUGGUUUACGCAGCCAUGACAGCCUGGAGUGCUCUGUACCUCUUCGGAACUUUGUGUUUGAGGAAUAAAAAAGGCCUUCGGGUGUUGAUUUUAGGUGGCUCCGGAGGCGUGGGGACUGUUGCCAUUCAGUUAUUAAAAUCCCAAGGGUGCUCCGUGUUUGUUACGUGUGCAAAAGAUGCCGCUCCGCUUGUCUCCGAUUUGGGGGCUGAUUGUGUGUUUGAUUAUAAAGAUGAGGAUUUCGAGAAGCAGGUGGAAUCACAAGGAAAGUACCACAUUAUACUAGAUGGCGCUAAAACAGGCAUUCGAAACAUCCCGAAGACUUGGAAAUUCGACUCUUACAUAACCCUAAAUUCCCCUUUGUUACUAAACGCGGAUAAUCACGGAUUAUUCGAAGGGUUUUUGAGAAGUUCCUGCGACUUGUUGGGCUCAAACUUGGAUAGAUUACAAACGGGCAGUACCGUUAAAUGGGGAUUCUUCGUACCUUCUGCGGAGGGUUUUAAGUUCAUAAAUGAACUUAUAGUUAACCAGAAGAUUCGGCCGGUGGUGCAGCAUAAGUUCCAAUUCGAAGAUUUACCGAAAGCUUUUCGAACGUUGAAGGACGGCCAUCUUAGGGGAAAAAUCGUUAUUAAUUACGAUUAA